Salarias fasciatus (jewelled blenny) is the source of this 3670-nucleotide messenger RNA. RefSeq lists its product as uncharacterized. Gene Ontology annotation, molecular function: protein binding; heparin binding; calcium ion binding. The record is from RefSeq and is a predicted model, not a curated record. NCBI's taxonomy places the organism in Eukaryota, Metazoa, Chordata, Actinopteri, Blenniiformes, Blenniidae. The transcript has 6 exons. Bases 1 to 2835 code for a protein of 944 amino acids.
AUGGCUCGUGUCUCUGCGAUAGUUUUGCUCUUUUCAUCGAGUGUGCUGUGUAUCAAUGGAGCAUCGGAGGUCUGCCGCGGGCCCCGCUGCUUCACCGGACAGGACUGGAGCAGACCGUGCGUCGGGGCGCACUGCCCCGUGCGCGCGGACACGUCCGCGCCCCGGCGGCAGUUUCAUCACUCUGCGGCGUCCAGGCAAGGACCGGUCCCGGUCCACCCGGGCUUCCAGCGGGACGGCCACUACAGCCAGCACCAAGCCGGGAGCGCGCCGUUAGCGCCGUACACCAUCCUCCAGCCCCAGCCCGGCGGCUUUACGCACGCGGUGAGCAGCGAUGGCGCCCGGAGGACGAACCCGAGGACCAUCACCGCGGAGGUGUUCCACCCGGGCUGCGCCGGCGGUACCUGUCCCACCACAGUGUCCCAGCGCACCGCGGAGGACGGCGCAGCGCGCGACUGCAAAGGGUUCGGAUGUAAACUGCCGCCUCGGAUGCGCCAGAAACACACGUCUUGCGUGGGAGACGCUUGCGGUGCGCACGCGGGGGACGACGGGAGGUUAGGCUCUUCCCCGGUUCACGUGACGGACAGGGCUGCGCAGUUUCUGGAUGAGCUGCCGGACUUCGGGUCGGAGCGUGGAGCGUUUAUCCAGCUGACAUGCGACAUGAAACCAGGGAACAACGAGGUCCCCUCGGAGGACGCGCUCGUCCUGCAGCUCCAGCUGUCUAAGGGCCAGGAGCGGCUGGUCGAGGCCCUCAGGGGCCAACACAGCGAAGUCAAGGAGCUGCAGAGGCUCCUCAGUGACCAGCAGGGGGCGCUGGUCAGCCAGCAGAGGGAAAUCCUGGAGCAGCAGAGGAGGAUGUUUGAACAGAUGGAGCAAGUCAAAGCCCAGUACAGCAUAUUGAUGGACAGCAUCAAGCAGACGUCGUUCCAGAACCUGCAGGGGGAGCUAGACUCCCACAUGGAGGACCUGGGGGGGCAGGUCAGGGCCCACCAGAGCCAGCAGGCUCUGUCUCUGCACAAGGUGGACAUGGAGGCCAGCGUGAUGGAGGUGGGCCGGUCCCUGAUGGCCUGCGGCGCCUGCGGCGCCGAUCAGUUCUGCGACUUCAGCAGUGGCCAUCCUCGGUGUGAGAAGUGCACCGUCUGCCCCGCCGGCUUCUUCCUGGUGGCUCAGUGCUCUCUCCACGCAGACAGGAUGUGCCAGGACAGAGACGAAUGUCUUGAGAUUGCUGAUUUGUGUGGAGAUGAGCAGAAGUGUCUGAACACUGCAGGUGGAUUUCGGUGCCAGGGCAUGACGGAGCGAGACGCCAAGUCGGGAAUGUGCGGCCACGGCUACUUCUUCAGCUCCGAGGUGGAGGAGUGUCAGGCCUGCACCGAGUGUGACGGAGAACCGGUGUCUUCGCCCUGCAGCUUCAACUCGGACACCGUCUGCGCCGGCCUCAACGCCGACGGCGGUUUCGGCGAGAGCGCCCUCUCUCUGCCCUGGGCCGCCGACGUGAGUCUGCCGGGAGCCAAGGGCCACUUCCUGCCUCACGCCUUCCCCGCCGUCCGGCUCCACGUCCGGGCGAGGGACCACGCCGGCCUGGCGUCCGUGGAGGACGGCCGUCUGGUGCUGCGGCAGCACGGUCUGGUCUGGCUGGACGAGAACCUGUCGGUGAACCACGGCUGCCGCAGCUUCGUUCAGCUGGUUCUCCGGGUCAACGGCACCGACGGGUCGGAGGGCCGCGACAUCAGUGGCGUGCGGGUGGAGCAGCGGGAGCAGCGGUCCCUCCAGAGCGCCAGCGUCAGCGGCGUGGCGGAGGUCGCCCCCGGGCACGUCAUCUCUCUCCUGCUUCGCAGCGCCAACAGCCACUGCAAUCAGAGCGGCGAAGGUCUGAAGCUGUACGACCCGGCGGCGCCGCCGCUCAGCCUCCUCUGGCUCUCCCACGACACCGGGGCCGUCGCCAUGACGGCCCAGGCCAUCGUCUCUGCGCAUUACCACACCAACUACCGGCCCGUCUUCCGCACCACCUCCACCUCCGACCCCUACGUGGUGGGACUGACCCACGACGGCCGAGGGGUUCGCUUCACCGAGAGCGGCACGGUGCGCUUCGUCUUCCAGCAGGCUCUGUACUCCAUGGGCCAGGCGUGCGUGAGCGAGGGCUUCCAGGUUCUGGCGUAUCUCAACCACAACGGGACCAGCAGGGAGUUGUACCGGGCCUUCAAACCGGGCGUCCACUACCGGGACACCUCCUUAUCUCUGUCUGGAGCCACUGGGGUGAGCUCCGGGGACACGCUGGGCUUCGAGAUCCUGUCCCCCGCUCAGUGCACCGUGCGCUUCUUCGGUGACGAGACCGGAAUCAGUAUCCUCAGCCUGGUCUGGGUCCCUGCUGCCAUUUCCUCGUCUUUGUCCGCCUCCGUGGCCCAGGCCGGCCUUCCCUCGGGAGCCGUGCGAAACAAGCCGCUGUUCUUCCACCAGACCAGUGGUCCGGUGCCGCAGAUGGGGCUGCCGGGGAAGGGGUCGGCGGAUCAGAGGCGGGACUUCGUCUUUAAGGAGAGCGGCUCGGCCAGCCUGGCUCUGGACCUCAAACUCAUUCACUCCUGCAACCUGCUCAAAGUGACCCUGUUCCGGCGAGGCGAGUCCGAGGCGUCGGGCUCCCAGCGGCCCGCCCCGCUGGCCCAGCAGGCGGCCGGUCCGAUGGCCGAGGGCAGCCAGUGGGCCAGCGUGAGUCUGCGGGCGUCCUUCAAGGUUCUCAACGGCACGGCGCUCUUCUUCACGCUGGACUGCGUCCGCGGACGGAUCAACCAGAUCAGCCACCAGGGCGGCAGCGGAGUGUCGGUCCUCUGGGUGGCGGCACAGUGAAAGACAGACUGUAUAACGCUAUAAUGUUUCUUCACGUCAUUUCAAGACCAUGUGUUCAAUCAUUUAGAGCAAGGACUUCCUUUUUAGCUUUUUUUAUAAGAAAUAUUUUGUCUGAAGAUUCAUGCCGUUGUAUUUUUCUGUUAGAAGUUGGGAGCUGGCCCAGGUUUUCUGUGGGUGAUGCUCUAAUUAAAGCCCCAUACUGCAUCUCUCGUGCAAACUUACUUACAUGUCGAUAUGAAGAGCCAGUUAGCCGCUCUUCACUGGUGCUCUAAGCUGAACUGUCCACUGACUGCAACUUCAUGUCCGCCAGGCUAAACUUCUCUUUUAGCAGCAGAUUAGCAGCAGUUACCGCAGCUUGCUGAAUUUUCCAAAUAGUAUUUCUAUGAACUCAAACAUGAACCAUCAAGCUAACUUCUAAUAAAAUGUAUUGUUAUACACCAGUCGUAUUUAUAUAAAGCAAAUAGUAGCCUCCCUCAUAGAUUCUACCCAUGGAAACACGUUUUCUGCUUUUAUGCAGCGAAACUUCAGGGUUCUUCUCCGUCUGUUUUUUAUUUAUGUAAUUCCUUCACUUGCUCAGUUGACGUCAAAGGGAUUUUGACCUGCUUCCUGUUGUGUGCCUUCGUUCAGAGGUGUUUUCAGGAGCAUGUGCUUCAUGUUAGUCAACGUUUUCUAAUGUGAAUAUCUACUGCAUGCCUAGUUUAACGACCACGUGGUGCGGAUUAUGUACUUGAAGCGAGUCGCUAUUGAAAUCAAUGUGCUAUUUUAAUUAUUACCACCUGACAGUAUAAAUACAGUUAACACAAGCAAAACUGUAGUAAAGUGUAUAUUUGAUGUC